CAGUGGUUGUUGAGUGAACUCUCGAUCCAUAGUUAUAAACGCUAACACUUCCUAGAACGUGUGACGGUUAAGAGCCAACGGGCUCAAGGGUUAAUGAGAAUAAAAAGAGAGUACAGUGUUACAUGAAAAGAUUCGAAGAACACGCGGUUUCAAUCCUUCUUUAGAAACUUACAUUUUUUGAGAAACCAGUGUUCUAUACUACAUUUGGUCCUUCGAACCGGAUAACGGUAACCAUGCAGACGUUAUUAUUAAAACGAGUGUUGUUAGACGAACGGGUGCAGCAGAUAAAAGAAGCAACACAAGUGUUAAUAGCGACCGAGUACGACGCAGUGAAAGUGAGCGUGAACCUACAAAGGGUGGAUGAACUCUGGAAGCGAUAUGAGCAGCUGCAGGAGCAGAUAAUAGAAAAGUGUUCUACGGAAGAUGAUCGCAGCGAUAUAAUUUCGCACCAAGCGAAAUUUGAAGAGACGAUUGUGAACAUAAAAACGGCUUUACUAACCAUAGAUAAUCGUUUUAGCGCGCCACCGCAUGGUUCACCUGACGGCGUACAAAAUGGCGCGGACGCCAUUCAAUUAUUGGCUGAGCAGCAAGCUGAGUUCUUACGCGUGGUUUCCAGCACAUUUCAUCCACACGCAGAAUCGACUACUAUCGGCAACAGUAUUCCACGGAUUGACCUAAAGCUGCCUCGAAUGAACCUUCCGACGUUUGACGGAGAUAUACUGAAGUGGGCUUCAUUUCAUGAUCUUUUCGACAGUGCGAUUCAUCGAAAUGGAUCGUUACAAGAUAGCCAGAAGCUAUACUUUCUCAAGACGAAUUUAUCAGGUGAAGCUGCUGCAUUGAUAUCACACCUUAAGAUUGAAGAUGGAAAUUACGAGCCUGCUUUAGAGAAGCUGAAACAACGAUAUGACAAACCACUGGAAGCUGCUGCUAAACACAUCGAUCGUUUCUUGAACCAGACACCAAUGACCAAACCAUCUGCAGACGGCUUACGGCUGUUACAUGAUGUUUCGGAUGAGGUGAUACGCGCAUUGGGUGCAUUGCAACAAGACAGUCGAGAUAUUUGGCUGAUACAUAUACUAGUGAACAAAUUAGAUUCGGAAACGAAACAACUGUGGUGCCAAAAGCGAGCUGAGUGCAAGGAGGAUGAAUUAACGCUAGCAAAAUUUUUGAAAUUCAUCGACGAUCAAAGUUCAGCUUUGUUAAUGGCAAAGGACUCUACGAAAUCCCGACUAGAGAAAGAAUCACCGAGAUCUAAAGGAGUAGCUCUUGUUACUAACGUGAACAACAGUGUAGCCAGACGAUGCGAUAUUUGUCAGGAAGCACACACCGUUUCUAAUUGUGUUAAGUUUGGAUCAAUGAACGUAUCAGAACGGAUUAAGAUGGUAAAAUCGUUAGGACUGUGCUUCAAUUGUUUACUCAAAGGACAUCGUUUGUCUGACUGUAAAUCGAUGUACAAUUGCCGGUCAUGUCGGAAAAGACACCAUUCACUUUUGCACAAAUCUGUUACUGAUCCAAUACUAACACCGACAGCUGAGACACAACAACGAACUCAUAUAGAAAUGAAACCUCGUAACGAAUCCAACUACACUAAUGGAAAUGUUCAAGAGAAAGCGACACUGCAUGCUUCCAAAUCAGCUGAUACCGCUAUGAAUCAAGUGCUAUUAUCGACUGCAAUAGUUAAGAUAUGCGACAAAAACGGUAACUCGUAUCUAUGCCGAGCGCUCUUAGAUUCUGGAUCACAGAUGAAUUUCAUGACUACGCGUUUAGCUGAUCUCAUGAGUCAACAGAGAAAAAAUGUCGAUUUUGUUGUAAGUGGUUUCAACGGAACGCAGGUUAAAAUUAACCAGGCGAUGAACGUGACAGUAGCAUCAUGCAUUGGGAAUUAUGAGUUUGAUGUCAGCGUACUGAUCACGCCAAAGAUUUCGACAGAUUUACCACAAACCUCAUUUGAUGUCGCCAAUUGGCACAUUCCAGAGAAUAUCGAGUUAGCGGAUCCGACGUUCAACAUAAGAGGAAAGGUAGAUUUAUUGAUUGGUUCGGAAUGGUUUUGGCACCUGAUAGAACCAAACCAGUUGAAGAUGGGAGACAAUCUUCCAAUUCUAACCAAAACAACGCUGGGAUGGACAGCAGGAGGAAUUAUCAGUACUGGUGUCCAAGUCAUUGCACAGACAUUCUGUCAAACAAAUGAAGAUACGCUAGCCGAUGUGCUAUCACAAUUUUACAAGAUAGAAGCAUGCGAUGCAGAUGUUCCUCAAAGAGACGACGAUGAUACUAUUGCUCAUUUUUAUAGUACUCAUUGGCGAGACAACGAUGGUAGAUUUUCGGUACGUCUUCCAUUCAAGCCCAAUCGAGAAAAGUUAGGCGAUUCGAAAGAGAUGGCCACGAAGCGGCUAAGUGCAUUAGAGAGACGCCUAGCGAACCAACCUGAACUGCAAGAUCUAUAUUCCACAUUCAUGCGCGAAUACCUUCAAUUAGGUCAUAUGAAAAAAAUUACGCAGUCAGAAGAAGAUAGUGGAAAGGAAUCUUAUUAUAUACCACAUCAUUCUGUCGUGAAACCAUCAAGCACAACCACCAAACUAAGAGUAGUUUUUGAUGGAUCAGCUCCAACAUCGAAUGGUAUAGCCCUCAACACUAUUUUAAGAAAGGGUCCAACGGUACAACGUGAACUGUUUUCAAUAUUGUUAGACUCCAGGAGCUAUAGAUAUGCCAUCACUGCUGAUAUUCCAAAAAUGUACCGCCAAAUCCGAGUUGCAUCAUCAGACACACAAUUUCAGAGGAUCGUAUGGCGUUUUUCAUCAGAAGAUCCAAUCGACGUGUACGAGUUGCAAACGGUGACUUAUGGUUUGACGUCUUCACCAUUCCUUGCAACUGUGGCGUUAAUGCAAACCGCGAUGGAUCAUAAAGAUGAAUUUCCACAAGCAGCACAUGUUCUUCAACACAAUACUUACGUCGAUGACAUCAUAGCGGGUGCAAAUGAUUUGAACGAAGCCUGUAAAUUGCAAGCAGACAUCCAGAAGAUUUUAGAAAGGGCUUGCUUUGGUGCGCAUAAGUGGUGUUCAAACAACAGUGAAGUGUUAAAAAACAUUCCAGAAAGGGAUCGAGGUUGCGAAUUAGACGUGAGUGACAAGACCAUUUCAGUAACAGUAAAAACGCUUGGUGUAAUUUGGAAUCCUAUUCAUGAUUGGUAUUCGUUUUCGGUGUGUCCAAGUAAAGGAGAAGCGAAUACUCGGCGGAAGCUAGUGAGUGAGGUGGCCAAACUGUACGAUUUGCUCGGACUGGUCGGUCCAGUCAUCACGUGUGCAAAAAUAAUCUUGAGAGAGGUCAGUGAACUACAGGGUGGUUGGGACGACACAGUGCCAGAAAGGAUUAGUGAAAAAUGGAAACUUUUCAAAGGUGAACUUGCGUGCCUCAAUCAGUUACAAAUAUCCAGGUGGAUUUUCACGUCAGACGCUAAAAUUGUGGAGUUUCACGGAUUUUCAGACGCGUCUGAUGACGCAUAUGGUGCAUGCAUGUAUAGUCGUUGCAUUAAUGAAACCGGGUGUGUAACAGUUAAGCUUAUAUGCAGCAAAUCGCGUAUCCUACCAAGCAAGUCGGGAAAGAAAAAAGCGAUUACUACUCCGCGUGCAGAAUUACUUGCAGCGCUUCUUUUAGCUAGACUCACAGAUAAGGUAGUGAACGCAAUAGAUUGUCAACUUAACCGUGUAUGUUUAUGGACUGAUUCACAGAUUGUAGAAUGCUGGAUACGCCGUUCACCCGAACAAUUACAAAUGUAUGUAGCAAACCGAGUUCGUGAAAUACAAACUUUAACCCACGGAUAUGUAUGGCGCUAUAUAUCCACAAAGGAGAAUCCAGCAGAUAUAAUUUCUCGAGGUGAAAUACCAAAACGUCUUUUGCAAAAUAACUUGUGGUGGAGCGGGCCAGACUUCUUAAAGGACAGUAGCGAAGAAGGAAUGCCUGUUGUGUCAUAUGAAGAAGUGGACAUUCCAGAAUUGACGAUUGGAACAACGUUAACUGCGACGAGAGGUGUGAAAUUAGAUUUUUCUUCAAUUAGUGACUUUAAUAAGUUGGUGCGAGUAAUGAGCUACGUAGCGCGUUUUGCAAAAUUCAUUAUAUCUAGAAGGGCUGUGAUUGCGAAAGGACAACUAUCAGUGAAAGACUUAGAUGAUGGUUUGAAAUUGAUAAUACGUUGCAUUCAACAAGAAUCAUUUAGUGACAUUUUCAAGGCCGUAGAUGAAGUUUCAUCAAACCAUAAACUAGCCAGUUUAAAACCAUUUGUUGAUUCUGUUGAUGGCAUAAUAAGAGUCGGUGGCAGAAUUAAAAGAGCGUGUAUUCCGUAUGAUAGUCGUCAUCAAAUGUUGCUACCAGCACAUCAUCCUGUGGUCGAAAUGCUUGUGAGACAUUUACAUAACACCAAUUUGCAUCUCGGACAAAGAGGACUUUUAGCAGUGAUAAGACAGCGUUACUGGCCACUGAGAGUGAAAUCAACAAUUCGUAAGGUGAUAGCUAAGUGUGUAACGUGUUUCAGAGCGAAUCCAGUCAGUACUGCACAAUUGAUGGGUGAUUUGCCAUCAUAUCGGGUACAACCUGCACCAACCUUUCAUCACACUGGAAUUGAUUUUGCUGGACCAUUUGGGGUGAAAUCAUACACAUCUGGAAGGAAACCGUUGAUCACAAAGGCUUAUGUAUGCUUGUUUGUGUGCAUGAGUACUCGUGCAAUCCAUAUCGAACUUGUGUCUGAUCUAUCUACAGAUGCUUUCUUAGCGGCGCUUCGUCGAUUCAUCAGCCGAAGAGGAUUACCUGGUAGAAUAUUUUCAGAUAACGCCACAAACUUUAUCGGAGCCAGGAACGAGCUGGAAGACUUGGCGAAUAUGUUUUCCAAUGAAGCUAACGCACAGACGAUCAUCAAUGAAUGUAACAGCCAUGGCAUCCAGUGGUCAUUCAUUCCUCCGAGAAGUCCCCAUUUCGGUGGAAUCUGGGAGGCAGGUGUUAAGCAAGUGAAGCAUCACUUGAUUCGAGUUGUCGGUGGACAUCAACUGUCUUACGAAGAGCUGUAUACCACUCUGACCCAGAUUGAAGCAGUAUUUAAUUCGAGACCUUUAGUACCUUGUUCAGAUGAUCCUAAUGAUUUGUCAGCUAUCACUCCAGCGCAUUUUUUAAUUGGGAGAGAAAUACGGUCGUUAUCAGAACCUUCGUUCUUAAAUUUGAAAGUAUCAACAUUAUCUAGAUGGCAGUUAGUACAAACUAUGUUACAGCAAUUUUGGAAACAGUGGUCAUCAGAAUAUCUACCAGAACUUCAAAAUAGAUCGAAAUGGAACGAUGAGAUUCAAAUCAACGAAGGAGCAUUAGUCUUGGUUAGAGAACAGAACUGCCCACCAUUCCAAUGGCCUCUAGGUAGAAUCGUGCAAAUACAUCCUGGGCAAGAUAGAGUUACCAGAGUAGUUACCGUGAGAACAAAUCGAGGAGAGUAUAAACGAGCUAUUUCAGGAAUUUGUUUAUUACCUAUUUCGUAAAAAUUGAAAUUAUUAUUUCAACGCGGGGAAUAUGUUGAGUGAACUCUCGAUCCAUAGUUAUAAACGCUAACACUUCCUAGAACGUGUGACGGUUAAGAGCCAACGGGCUCAAGGGUUAAUGAGAAUAAAAA
Messenger RNA from Anopheles funestus (African malaria mosquito), 5641 nucleotides. RefSeq lists its product as uncharacterized. Gene Ontology annotation, biological process: DNA integration. The record is from RefSeq and is a predicted model, not a curated record. Lineage: Eukaryota; Metazoa; Arthropoda; Insecta; Diptera; Culicidae. The transcript has 2 exons. Bases 234 to 5510 code for a protein of 1758 amino acids. Gene Ontology annotation, molecular function: nucleic acid binding.